GAUGCUGUUCUGAGCUUAAUUGGCCAAAGUUUCUACAACUGCUGCUUGUGCUGUGUAGCUCGAGCUGAAGGAGUGGUUUGAAUGUUUUGAGUCACCUGCGUUUGUUGUGUGGUCUAAUUUAACCGGGGAGGAGAGGCAGGCAAUUUUACCCCGCCUGAGAUUUCUCCCCCUCUCCGCCGUGGCAGGGUGCUGUUGCCUCUGCUUCGCGUAUUGUUUCGCUCGCUCUCUAAUGGCGGACGUGAGGCAGUGCUGCCGCUGCUCCUCACUGAGGGGUAGAUUGAUACUGUGAUACCUCUCACCCCGCGUGAUAUUUAUCUCUGUUGUUCAUUUAGGUGUGUGCUGUUCUGAGUCUGCUCGAGUCAGUAAGUAAACGGACGGGCUGGUAGUUUGGUAAAUUUGUAGCUAGGCGUUAUUAUUAUAGUUGAUGCUCUAAAGUGUCUAUAGCGCCCCUGCAGGAAGCCACGUGUAUCGCCUUUGAUUGCCUGGGGUAAAUGCUCUGGGGUAGUUAGCUAGCUAGCCAUUAGCUAGGUUAGCCAGCUAGUUAACUAGUUAACUUCCCAAUGAAACGUUUGCUUGCACGAGUAUAAGAACACCAGUAACUUAAUUAGAAGUUGUAAAAUGUUAUCUAUAUAGAUUAUAUGGGCAGAUAGCUGAAUUAAAAGGUGGGUUGCUAGUUAGUUAGCCAGAGCUGUAGUGGAUUUGUAGCUAGCCAGGUUAGUUAAUAUUGAUUAGUGUGCCCUGAAAAAGAGUGAGUUUAUAUGCGUAAUAGUUGGUGAAGCUGUUGGUCUCUGUUCUCGUUGUUUUAUAAUGAUUUUGUGGAGUUCGUGGUGAAAUUGGCGCGAUGAUUGUUUGUGCACAACUUGCGACAUUUCUACCAUGAAAUAGCUAACAAUGGCGCAGUCUUGUAGGCUCUCCUCCCUCCACUUCGACGCUAAUCCAAUGGCUGCAUGCGCAAAGAGAGGCCAGGGGUGGGAACAGGGAGCACACUGAAUUUCUGAAGCACGUUUUCAGGUUUUGCCUAGAAAUGUAUCUCUAUAUUAAGCUGUAUAUUUGUAUGUAUCUGCUGCAUGUGUGUCGCAGUUUGUGCGUUUUGUGCGCAGUAAGUUAGCGCCAAGUUUGAAGUUAAAUAGCUUAACUACGUGCUCCAGUUGCCUGCAUGGUAGCUAGCUUACUAACUAACCUAGCCAGCUUAUGUGAGGAGCCUAAGGUUCAGUAAGAAAUUGUGCAAGUUUUAUUCCAGUGUCCAGGAUUCAAGGACACAGAUCUGGGCUGUCUGAUUCCGUGUAGCACCCCAGUAGAAAAGGUGGUAGCUUUAUAGCAUUUCUGGAAUUACUCUACGUUCUGUUAAAUGGCCCUGUUCAACCUGAGAAUUUGUGUUGAAGACGGUUUUAUAUGAUGGCCAAACUACCAUAGCGUCUGCAGACUGUGGAGCUUAAUGCAUUUCUCUGGUGAGCUGUGGUGGGCUCAUUCUGGGUUGCCUGCCAGUAUCUUCCAUUAGCACAUGCAUGGAGGCUGUGUGAGCGCAUGGCGCAUGUGCUCAUAAAGACUCCAUGAGGCUGUGGCUCCCUGCUAACAGGACCAAGCUGUAUCUGCAAUGAUCUGUAUCCUGUUAUAUGGCUUGAUGCACAACCUACAGAAAAGACCCACAAGUGUACAGUAUGAGUGGUUGAAGUGAUGGAUGGAGACUUGGAGCCUGUGGCAGAUGGGGAGGAGGUCUCGAUUCAGGAGGAGGAGCCCAUGGAAGCCACACCUGCAACGGAUCUUUCCUCAGAUGGGCAGCAUCAAGGUGAAGCUGGUGCCAUGACAACAGACCUGCCCAAAGCUCCAGAGGAUAAUGAUGAUGAUGUUGUGCUAGUAGAGGGGCCUCCUGCUCUCUCUCAGGGGGGAACACAGCCGCCAACCCCCUCAGACUCCCCCACACCUGUCGAGGCCCUCGAUGCUGCCAAAACCACAGACUGUGUGGAGUCAGCUACCACAGCAACAGCAUCCUCCGAAGCACCCACUCCUCCCACCUCUGCAGCUGCUGCUGCCUCUGCGGCAGCCGUAACCACAACGCUCCAAAGCCAGAGUGAACCUAUUGUUAUAGACGAUGAGGAAGAUUCUGAACACAGAGGAUCAUCGUCUUCCUCACUGGCAGUCGGUCCGGCCAGGAAUGCCUUGAGCAGCACUGAACCAGACUCAGAAAUCAAAAUUGCCAGCGUUACCACGUUAGGAGGGACGUCAGACGUUGCCAUUUCAACGUCAGCGGAAACAUCCGAAACUCAGAGUGCCCAAGAGGAUAUGAACCUUAAAAUCACAAGUGUGACAUCAUUGACUGGGGACAGUGGACCAGGUUCUGCCGUGGAGGAGGUAGAGGCAGCAGAAAACGGGUUACAGAUCAGCAGUGCGUUCAGCUUGAACCCAGAAGCCCAGCAGAGCCAAGGAUCUGCCGGUAGACCUUCACCCACUUUCAACCCAGGACGUGUUAGCUCAGCUUCCCAGCCUGUUCAAAAUGGAGAGACGGGAAAUCACCAGAGAUCUGACUCCUGGAUUUCUCAAUCAGCAUCUUUCCCCCGCAAUCAGAAACAGCCAGGAGUGGACUCUCCUUCUCCAGCAGCUUCUCUUCCCAAACCUCCUGGUCAGUCCUCUUCAGGGUCCCAACAACCCACACGCACCAUGAAGGUCACCUGCGCCAACUGUAAGAAGCCUUUAAAGAAAGGCCAGACAGCCUAUCAGCGCAAAGGCUCCUCCCACCUGUUCUGCUCCACAACCUGCCUUUCUGCCUUCUCCCACAAGCCCACACCCAAAAAGAGUUGCACCAUGUGCAAAAAGGACAUUACUAGUAUGAAAGGAACAAUUGUGGCUCAGGUGGACUCGAGUGAAUCGUUUCAGGAGUUUUGCAGUACUGGAUGUCUGGGUGCAUAUGAAAACAAACAGAAUCCCCCCAAGAACAGUCUCAAAACCAAGUGUACCGUUUGUGGAAAGCUCACAGAGAUCCGGCAUGAGGUUAGCUUCAAGAAUGUCACCCAUAAGAUCUGCAGUGACGCCUGCUUUAACCGUUAUCGUAUGGCCAAUGGGCUCAUCAUGAACUGCUGUGAGCAAUGUGGGAACUACUUGCCAAGUCGUGCCACAGCAAAUCACUUUUUACUUGUUGACGGGCAGCAGAAGCGUUUCUGCUGUCAGAACUGUGUCAGGGAAUACAAGCAGGCUCAUGGAAAGAUGACCCAAUGUUGCGGUUGUAAGGUGAUGUGCAGAUCGUUUGAUGUCACUCACGGCAUUGGACCUAAUGGUGUCAUGGAGCCUUACUGUUCUACAUCUUGUCUGACUAAGAGCAAAGUCUCUGCUGUUGCACAGAUUGCUGAGCCCUCGUGUCAUUUCUGUAAGAGAAAUUCGUUACCUCAGUAUCAGGCGACACUGCCUGAAGGAAAAGUCUUAAACUUCUGCAGCUCUCAGUGUGUCACAAAGUUCCAGAGUGCCACCAUCCAGACUUCAGCCAAUGGUCAGCUUCCUUCCUCAGCUUCCAGCAACAUCCAGUUAAAAUGCAACUAUUGCCGAGGCUCCUUUAGUCUAAAACCAGAGAUUCUUGAGUGGGAGGAUAAAGUAUACCAGUUCUGCAGUAAGACGUGUUGUGAUGAUUAUAAGAAACUCCACUGUAUUGUCACCUUCUGCGAGUUUUGCCAGGAGGAGAAGACACUUCAUGAAACUGUCAGAUUCUCAGGGGUCAAGAGACCCUUCUGUAGUGAAGGUUGCAAGUUGUUGUUCAAGCAGGACUUUAUACGCCGUCUGGGCCUAAAGUGUGUUACCUGCAACCACUGUACCCAGAUGUGUAAGAAGUCUAUCACAAAACAAAUAGACGGGGUCAGCAGAGACUUCUGCAGUGAGACCUGUGCAAAGAAGUUUCACGACUGGUACUAUAAGGCGGCGCGCUGUGACUGCUGUAAGGUGCAGGGAAACCUGACUGAGUCUGUGCAGUGGCGAGCAGAGACAAAGCAAUUUUGUGAUGAACAGUGUCUUCUCCGUUUCUAUUGCCAACAAAAUGAGCCCAAUAUGGCAACACAGAAAGGCCCAGAAAACACAGGACUUGGACAGACCCCGGCAUCUAAACUUGCAUUGAUGAAUCAGGGUCCUGUGUCAUAUGCUGGAGGAGGAGGAGUCCUUAAGGAUGUGAAGAACAAAGCUGUGCUUUGUAAACCCCUCACCAUGACCAAGGCUACCUAUUGCAAACCUCAUAUGCAGAGCAAACUACUGCAGACAGAAGAGGAAGGCUUGGAGGGCUUGGUCAAGGAAUAUGUCCCAGUCCCAAUACCUGUUCCUGUGUAUGUCCCAAUGCCGAUGAACCUCUAUGCUCAGGCCACACCCUCACCUGUUGCAAUACCUGUACCAGUACCUGUGCCAGUGUUCCUGCCCACUACACUGCAGAAUGCUGAGCAGAUUGUCAAGGCCAUUGAAGAGCUCAAAUCCAAGAUUCCUGAUAUACCUCUCGAGGUUGACCUGUUGUCUAUGGCUGAAACGAGCACAGAGGACGAGAAGAAACCUGACUGCUCUGCUAUUAAAUGUGAAAAGAAGAUUGGUGCAGUGAAAACGGAGAGAGUAAAGAGUGAGAGCAGUGCUAGCAGUUCAGAAGAGGAGGAAGAGGAGGAAGAUAAAUAUGAGCCAGAGCUUGACCUGGAAAUCGACUUGCCUCUAGCCUCUGAACCUGUGCCUGUUUUGGAGGGACUGGAUGCAGAGAUGGGGUUCUCACUACCCCCUGUCCUGACUGAGGAGAAAGAGGAGACUCCCCGGCCUCGAACCAGAAGAAGGGGCAACAAGAGACGGGCAGUGGAAGAGGAGUCCUCUCCAGCCUCUUCCUCAUCAACAGACCCCACUGCAGCCGAUGGCUCUUUCCUGCUCACUUCGAGGUAUGGCCUUAAUGCAUGGAGGAGCUGGACAGUAUCUUCAUCUACACAACCCACGGAUUCAGAAGAAAAAGAUCUGCUUAAACAAGUGACUCCAGCUCGCUUGAAAGGCAGCCUUCUCUCUCUGAGCUCAGCAGAGCUUAACCAGGCUUUGGCUAGAUUCGUCAAAGAAGUGCGCCGGCCCAAUGGGGAGCGCUAUGCUCCAGACAGCGUUCUCUACAUUUGCCUUGGCAUUCAGAAGCAUUUGCAGGACAAAGGAAGAACAGAUGACCUCUUCAAUGAACCUGCCUACCAAAUGUUUGGAGAAGAGCUUAACAAGAUUCUUAAAGACUGGCAACCCAGUGUUCUUCCUGAUGGUUCUCUUUGGGGCCGUGUGGAGGAGCUGUGUCUGUGGAGUAGUAAGCAGCUGGGAGAGCACUCCCCUUCCGUUCUCCUGCGCUCUCUCGUCUAUCUCAACACUAAAUACUUUGGCCUGCGCACUGUUGAGCAGCACUUGCGCCUCUCUUUUGGCAAUGUCUAUGGCCCCAGCACUUCCAAACCUCACAACCAUGAGACCACCGUUUGUAUACGCAUCCCCUCCAUCUCGCAGGAUCAGCAUGAACCAACAGCAAGUAAGAGGAGACGUAAGGAUGGUAGUAAUUCAAACUUUGAGCUGGAUGAAUGUUCAGGAGGCUCAGAUCGCUGUCCUGUUAAGAAACGCGAGUGCCGCUUGUAUGAGUUGUACCUGUCUAAAUGCCCGGAGUCGGUGAGGGAGAGGACAGAUUUUUUCUAUGUGAAGCCAGAGGUCUCCACAUCCGAUGGUCCGCUAUGGUUCAGCUCAACUCCUCUAGAAAAGCACGUCCUUGAAAGCCUCCUAACUCAAGUCCUCUUAGUGAAAGACAUCUACCGAGAAAGCGGGCGUGAGGAGGAAGGCAUUUAAGCCUAGAUAAACUGAGGACUCCUACACCACCAUAGCACCCUCUGCAUUGCAUACAUUCACUGACCCUUUAAACACACAGAUCCCAGUACAGCUAUAAGCAAAGAGAAAUACUGUCUACGCCAGGACUCAAGAGGUUGACUGUGCAAUGCUGGUUUCUACUCCAGUGUUUCCAGAAGAAGUCCUAGGGUGAUGAAAGUGGUGCUUUACGUGAAAGCGUCCCACAGACUGCUGCUUUCUUUUUUUCUUUUUUUUUCUUUUUCUUUCUUUCACUUGUUAGGAAGUGUGUGUAUGUGAUGUAGCAUUACUUACGAUGCCCAGAUUGGGCUGCUGUGGUCUGUAAAUAUUUCUGAAAGUAGUGGGUUAGAGAGCAGUGGUGUGUGCCUGAGUGAGUGAGUGUAUAGAGUAUGAGUGUGUGAGUGUGCGCGUAUGAGUGAGUGAGUGAGUGAGUAUUGUGUGCGUGUGUGUUUAAAACAAGCUGAAAUACUAUAAAUAAACAAAAAAAUCCUGCUCACCAUGAACCCAAGAAAGCCUUCUUAAGAUAAAAUAUUUAUUUAUUGCAGUUUGUGAUUGCGUCAGCGUUCUUUUUAUGACAGGACAAUGAGCGCAUGUAUGUGUGUGGAUGUGUGUGUGUGUGGACCUUGUGCCAUUUCUCUCACCUCUUGAAGAGCAUUAAAACCUGCUGCAGACCUGGAUCGCCCUUUUGUGUCCGUCUCUCUCACUCUCUUGGACAUUUGAAGUUUGGGUGUUGGGUGACUGGCAGAAGUGGCGUAUAAGAAGCAGGUUUAUUGUUCGUAUUGAACUUCCUAGUGUUAAGCUAUUUCUUUGAACAAUCAGUUAAGGAAAAACUUUUUUGUUGGUUUAUGUCACCCUCCUACCUUUUUGUUUUGUCUGUUUUUCUUUUCUUUUUAUUUCAGUUAAAAUAAACCAGGCACUUUUCAAAAAGUGCACUGUUGAUUCCACGAUUACAUUUUGCUUGAGCACAUCAGAUUUGAAAUGAUUUCAAGUAAAAUCAUGUGGCUGUGAAAAACAGUCUGACUUGAGUAUGAAUAGCAUUAUGCAAAGUAGGAGAAGCUUUAUUUAUGACUAUGUUGUUUUUCAUGUUCUUUUUGGUUGUUUUUAUCUUGUCUUUUGUACCAAUAAAUGCAAAGCUAAAUUCAUCAUCUUAUAAAGUC
This is a messenger RNA of Astyanax mexicanus (Mexican tetra), 6965 nucleotides long. It is a transcript of the gene zmym2, whose product is annotated as zinc finger, MYM-type 2. The transcript has 24 exons. The record is from RefSeq and is a predicted model, not a curated record. The coding region runs from base 1675 to 5793 and encodes 1372 amino acids. Gene Ontology annotation, molecular function: zinc ion binding. NCBI's taxonomy places the organism in Eukaryota, Metazoa, Chordata, Actinopteri, Characiformes, Acestrorhamphidae.